AUGCCUCCCGUCAAGCUACCUAGAGCUACACUAGAGCAAAAAAUACAAAUCCUCGACUUCUACCACCAGUCGAACCGGCCCCAACUGGAGACAGUAGACCGGUACAAAAACGAGAUUCUGAUCCUGACAUCUUCUUUCAGCGAAUGGCUCAAGAACGAAGACGAUCUCAGAGAACGAUUGAGUCUGGCGGGGUCUUCAUUUUCCAAAAAGAGCCGGAGAAAAGUAAAGUUCAAAUACGAGGAAAUCAACAGAGCUAUGGACAUGCUUGUAAAACGGAGACUUGAACGGAACGAACCAAUCAACGAGCCCAUUCUCCGCGAGCACUGGUCGAUUUUUGCCCACCAGUACGGAGUGGAAGACCCCAAAAGACUAGUAGGAUUCAGCCAUGGCUGGCUCAGUCAGUUUAAAAAGAGACACGGCCUAAACAAAAAAAGAAUGAGCGGAACCACCGUAGGAGGAGCGGGUGGGAUGAACCACGACUCUUCGUCGUCGUCUUCUUCGCCUAGACCUGGAAACCAACAGCCAGCUGAAGAAGUAUACGAAAACUACGCUGGAGCAGAACAGGAAUCGAACGAAAUGACAGAUGGCAAUACUGCUAACGGUAACCUCACCAAUCCUAAUAAUACCAAUGCUACUACCGCAGCUAGUAACACUAACAACAAUACAACCGUGAGUAACAGUAGUGCCACUAACAAUACCAGUAGUAGUAAUAAUCGAAGCAACGAUCAUUCGGUAAAUGGUAAUCCACCAAGCAAUAGUCCUGCUACUGAGUUUGCUUCGGCUACUGCUGCAAAUAGUAGUAUAAGUAGCGGCAGUACCCAGGGACCAGGCUACGAUUUAUUGAAUCCACAACUUGCUAAUCCAGCUAACGCUUCUGGAACUAAUUCCACUGGAGCUUCCAACCAGUUCAGGCCACACCAGGGCUUGAGUUUCUCCAAUGGCAAUGGCAACCUCAACCUUAACUAUGUAUAUAAACAGCAGCAACAACUACAACUGCACCUGCAACAGGCGCAAGCGCAACGGCCAGCCCAAACGACUCUGCAAUCGCAGAAAUCACAUCCACUGAGGCUACCACAGCGAUUCCUGGACGCGUCUGAUACUACAGCUCCUGCCUCAUAUGACUAUCAGCAACAGCUACGGGCUCGAUACGAAAGACACCAGAUUGAGCAGAGACUAACCAGGUCGGGAACAAGAGGAACAAGCUCCUCGAAACUGCAAACAUCCAACCGAGCUGGUACCGCUUCUACUGCCAACACAGGAAAUACCAACAAUAACAAUAGUACACCUCCUACUACACAAGCACCUACUACACAUGCUCUGUUAGAUACAGCUCCAACUGCUGGUACUUCUACUGGGUCUUCGUUGGAUGUCACACUGACAAUUAGUGGAUCAGAUAUCGAGCGGUUUAUCUACAUGUUUGCCGACCGCUUCUUUCAUGACCACCAGUAUGAAUAUCCGCAGACUGUAGCAAUUUUCCAGGAGUUCAAAAACUCGUUUUUCAAUGAGAGAAUGAUCAACCUCCGUUCCAUCCAGCAACAGCAACAGCAGCAACAGGCGCAACAUGUGCAGCAUCAUGCUCAACAGCAACAGGCACAGCAGCAAGAAAAACAGCAACAGGCACAGCAGCAACACCAGCAAUUAUUGCACCAAGUCCAGCAGAUGCAACAAGCUUCACUGCAACAACAUAUAACCAACAUAGACGACUUCUUCUUGCGAAAUGUUCCCCCCACCCAGACGAGUCCUCCUAGCAACAGCCUUGCUCCAGUAAAUGGAUUUGUGCAGUCGUCACAUCACCACCAGCUUCGAGGAAGAAACGGAAACACCCUAGAUCCGUUGAUGAACUCGUCACUCCCUCGGACACGAAACCCCGUGAUUAUGAAUUCGGAUGUACCUGCUGUUCCCCAUGGCAGCAAAGGCUGGAAGGAUAAGUUGAACUAG
Scheffersomyces stipitis CBS 6054 is the source of this 1938-nucleotide messenger RNA. RefSeq lists its product as uncharacterized. The record is from RefSeq and is a predicted model, not a curated record. The transcript has a single exon. Lineage: Eukaryota; Fungi; Ascomycota; Pichiomycetes; Serinales; Debaryomycetaceae. The coding region runs from base 1 to 1938 and encodes 645 amino acids.